Messenger RNA from Dicentrarchus labrax (European seabass), 3074 nucleotides. Its product is annotated as pancreatic secretory granule membrane major glycoprotein GP2-like. Bases 1 to 1761 code for a protein of 586 amino acids. The record is from RefSeq and is a predicted model, not a curated record. The transcript has 13 exons. Lineage: Eukaryota; Metazoa; Chordata; Actinopteri; Moronidae.
AUGAGCAGGUGCGUAAGAGCCGCUGACGUGUGCACUGUGACUGCCUCCAGCGUCAUCGAUUUCUCCAGCAGAGUCCACUCUGUCCCUGAUCGCUGCGUAUACAGUCUGAUGAAGCCUCAAGGAAGCUCAGACUUCAACCUACUGGCGGGUUUCCGUGAGCGACGCCGCCAAGAUGUGGCGUUUUUGGACCACUUGAUACUGUCGCUGAAUGGGUCAAGUGUCAAAAUCUAUCUGGAGCAAGCCAGUGUUUCCCUCAUGUUGCCUAUCUGCUGUGAUGUAGGAUGGUCAACAAACGCUAACGCUCAACGCCACGGGUCAGGUGGUUCACGGGGUGGAGCUCUCGAAGAACCAGACUGGAGUUACUGCCAAGAUUCCUUCCAUCAACGCCACAGUCUUUUUGAUGGCAACACUGCACAUGUGACAGGACAUUUUGGAGCUAUGGAGGGCUUGUGUGGCAACCCCGCUGAUUCCAGUCAGAACUUCACCCUGAGUGCAGCCAAGUCCUCUAAUGACAGUGCAGCCAGCUGCGAGACUCUGCACAACCAAACCGCUGACAGCUCGAUCAACUGCACCCGCACAACUGAAUACUGCAAUCUCAUAAAGCAGGCCCCCUUCACUGUUUGCCACAACCACUCUGACCCCGAGCCCUUCGUAACCGCCUGCACAAACACUCUGUGCAAAUAUCCAGCGGUGGACGGCCUCAACAAGUGCCAGUUUUUGGAGGCUUACGCCGAGUCCUGCCGCCUGAAAGUGACCAUCACAGUGGAGAACUGGAGGUCAAACGCCAACUGCUCUGCUGUCCCUCAGGCCUCCUGUCAGGAUCAGGACUGCAGUGCUCAUGAGUUCUGCGGUGAGAAGCUCGGUUCAACCAGCUGCCUCUGUCGGGCCAUUUUCGCUGCCAAGUACAACUCAACAAACUCUUUAGGCGAGCCGACAGUCUGCACGCAGAACUCUGCCACUCUCACUCUGGCUGGUUGUCUGCUGACGGACAAAGGCAUCGACUACUCUGCCUUACACCUCAAGGACCAGAACUGCACAGGUCACCUAGAUAGCGAGACCCACAUGGUGACUUUCAGCUAUAACAGCAGCAACGCCUGCGGGGCGGAGGUUAUGAAAAACAACAGCCAAGUCAUCUUCAAGAACACCGUCAUGAUGGCGAACGCCUCCGGCAUCAUCACCCGCAACGACCAGGUAGCGAUCGACUUCUCCUGCCCCUACGCCGUGCCAGAAAUCAAGAGUCUGUCCUUCAAGAUCAAAGACAGCUCUGUGGUGAAGCAGAUUGUAUCUGGAGUUUGGAAUUACACUGUGACGAUGAAUGCCUACAACGACUCCGACCACAUGAACCUCGUCAACGCAAACACUGAGGUCGGGCUGAACCAGAAGAUCUGGGUGGAGCUGAAGACGGAUGGGCUGGACAACAACAUGGUCACCGUGGUCACCGACUCCUGCUGGGCAUCCAACGACUCCUCACCCAAUGGGACCCUGCGAUACGACCUUGUCAAAAACGGAUGCCCAAAUGCCGCUGACAAGACGGUGAUGAUACAGGGAAACGGAGUGGGAACAUCCAACAGUGUCUCUUUCAACAUGUUCAAGUUCUCUGGGAAAACCAGCGACAUCUACCUGCACUGCAAACUGGAGCUGUGCCUCACACAGAACAAAACCUGCACUCCGAGCUGUGGAGGUGGCAGGAAGCGCAGAUCUCUCAGGUCCAAAUAUGCCGAUGGAAACCCAGCCCUCAUCUCUAUGACCUGGACUAAAUGAUUCCUGACUCAACCUUCAUCCCAAUGAGGAGCCUGAAAGCUUGCUGGUUAUGAAACAAUGUUUGAGGUUCUUUAUUUCCCAGUAGCUGCACUAAGGUAGCAGCUACUCUUCAUAUAAAACAAGACAUAUAACAUUAUAUAGAACGUGUUUCGGACAGGAUAGUUGUUCACGUUGGUUAAUUAAGGUUGGGGUUUUUGUUCAUGUGUUGUUACUGUUGCUGUGAAAUAUGAUAUAAUUAUCAUAACACUGAUCUUCAUUGGAUCCACCUGUGAAGGAUCAUGUUAUUUCUGCAGAAUUGGUGCUGAUUCAAUCCAAUGAUUCAGGCCAAUUAAUAAUGAGAGUGGAACAAAAUCUUUGGUGAAAUAAUAAUAAUAGAAGUGAAGUGUGCAAUGAGGAAAAAUACCGUAAAACUUUGAUUAAAAGCAGGGUCCCAAUUCGACACACCAUGUUAAAAAGGAGUUUAUACAGAGUAAAGUGCUUUUUUAUAUUACAGACUGUAAAUUACACAGAAAACCACAAAUAUACCAUAUCUCACUACGAUCAUACGGUAUUUUCAUGUGGCAAAACUGUUGCUUUUGAUGGUCAAAACUGGUGUGACUGUAAAACCAACAGUACUAAACUCCUUUUACCGUAAUUAUAUAAAAACUCUACUGUGUUUAUUUACAGUGUAGAGGCCUGUCCCGUUUAAAGGCCUGUCUCGUUUAAAGGCCUGUCCCAUAUAGAAGCCUGCCCGUUUAAAGGCCUGUCCCAUAUAGAAGCCCGUCCCGUUUAAAGGCCUGUCCCGUUUAAAGGCCUGUCCAAUAUAGAAGCCUGUCCCAUAUAAAGACCUGUCCCGUUUCAAGGCCUGUCCCAUAUAAAGGCCUGUCCCAAAUAGAAGCCUGUCCCGUAUAAAGGCCUGUCCCGUUUAAAGGCCUGUCCAAUAUAGAAGCCUGUCCCGUAUAAAGACCUGUCCCAUUUAAAGGCCUGUCCCAUAAAGAAGUCUGUCCCGGAUAAAGGCCUGUCCCAUUUAAAGGCCUGUCCAAUAUAGAAGCCUGUCCCGUUAAAGACCACCCGUUUAAAGGCCUGUCUCGUUUAAAGGCCAGUCUCGUUUAAAGAUCUGUCCCAAAUAAAGGCCGGGCUAUUUAUUGAAGUUUUACGGUAAUGGAGGUUUACAGGGUUUUAUUUACUCCAUGCACUACUUCCUGGUACUGUGGGCUCUUUUAUAAAACAUAUAUAAUUUCUUCUUUACUAUGAUGUUAGACGUGCUGUUGUACUAUUACUAUUAGCAUAUUAAAACCCAAAGAAAUGUAAUAAAAGGAGUGGGAGAAAGCAAA